GGUCUCUGAAUUUAUUUCUAUGGAUCACAAUGAUAUGACUAGACAUCAAAGUAUAUAACAGAGGAUUUCUGGCGAGACAGCGGUAUAAUACACAAUGUCUCUAGACAAGAUAAAAAAUAUUGUCCUUGUCCUCUCAGGCAAAGGAGGGGUCGGCAAAUCCUCGAUCACAACCCAACUUGCGCUCUCCCUCUCCCUCGCCGGAUACUCUGUCGGAGUCUUAGACAUCGAUCUCACCGGCCCAUCUAUACCCCGCCUCUUCGGCAUCGAGUCCGCGAAAGUCACACAAGCCCCAGGCGGAUGGGUACCAGUCCCAGUCCACGCCGCGGACCCUGAAGCCGGCAUCGGGGAGCUGCGAUGUAUGAGCUUGGGCUUCCUACUCAGAGAAAGAGGUGAUGCGGUGGUAUGGAGAGGGCCGAAGAAGACGGCUAUGGUGCGUCAGUUCUUGAGCGAUGUGCUUUGGGGCGAGGUUGACUACCUCUUGAUUGACACGCCACCGGGCACUUCAGAUGAGCACAUAAGCUUGGCGGAAACACUGCUGAAGAAUGCAGCGCCUGGACAAGUCAAGGGGGCUGUUGUUGUCACGACCCCACAAGCUGUGGCUACAGCGGAUGUGAAGAAGGAGCUGAACUUCUGCGUCAAGACGGCUAUCAACGUGAUUGGCGUGGUGGAGAAUAUGAGCGGAUUUGUGUGUCCCAGUUGCUCGGAAUGCACAAAUGUGUUCAGCUCUGGGGGCGGCGCGGUGAUGGCGGAGGAGUUUGGAGUUAAAUUCCUCGGAAGCGUUCCGAUAGACCCCCAGUUUGUCAUGCUGGUGGAGGCGGGCAGGACACCUUCGUACCCAGCGGGCACGUCGAUUAAUGGCCAGGCAAUGGAGAGCGCAGAUGGGCAACCAACAAAUGGUGGGACUGAAGAGUCUGGGCAGCUGGUUGCGAAGUACCCCAAAUGCUCGCUAUCCCCAAUCUUUAAGGAUAUUACAGCACAGGUUAUCGGGGCUUGUGAAGCGCGCUGAUGGCCGUACGAGAUUUGAAGUUAUUGCAUAUAGUUAUAAAAGGGGCAUAGCGAAGGCGUUUAUGGUAUAAAAAUGACGCUCUUCUAGCGCAAAUAUAGAGCAA
Molecule: messenger RNA, 1109 nt
Organism: Pseudogymnoascus destructans
Lineage: Eukaryota; Fungi; Ascomycota; Leotiomycetes; Thelebolales; Thelebolaceae
Gene: CFD1
Product: cytosolic Fe-S cluster assembly factor cfd1
Exons: 2
Coding region: 95-1006 (303 amino acids)
Biological process (GO): iron-sulfur cluster assembly
Cellular component (GO): cytosol
Molecular function (GO): ATP binding; 4 iron, 4 sulfur cluster binding; ATP-dependent FeS chaperone activity
Source: RefSeq, a predicted model, not a curated record